Coccomyxa subellipsoidea C-169 is the source of this 324-nucleotide messenger RNA. RefSeq lists its product as hypothetical. Gene Ontology annotation, cellular component: ribosome. Gene Ontology annotation, molecular function: structural constituent of ribosome. Gene Ontology annotation, biological process: translation. Lineage: Eukaryota; Viridiplantae; Chlorophyta; Trebouxiophyceae; Coccomyxaceae. The record is from RefSeq and is a predicted model, not a curated record. The transcript is spliced from 2 exons. The coding region runs from base 1 to 324 and encodes 107 amino acids.
AUGUUGCAAGUGAGGAGGCUGUUGCCAUCAGUGCUUGCAAGGAUAGAGAGCUCGCUCACUGCCAGCACAGCGCACCCAUGGGAGACAGUUCUGACACGCGCGAAGAUCACUGUUCCAGUCAUCAAUAACCAGGUUGACAAGGCCAUGAAGACCCUGUCAAGGAAGCUGAUAGCGGGCAACAUGCUAAAGGAGUGGAAGAAGCGGGCUCACUUUGUGCGGCCGGCCGAGCAGAGGGUAUUAGAUCAAAAGGAGACAGACAAGCGGCUGUCCAAGAAGCGCUUUAAGGCCCAGAUGAAUGCCAUCAUGGCCCGCCGAGCACAGUAG